Cucurbita pepo subsp. pepo (vegetable marrow) is the source of this 2438-nucleotide messenger RNA. Its product is annotated as ferric reduction oxidase 4. Lineage: Eukaryota; Viridiplantae; Streptophyta; Magnoliopsida; Cucurbitales; Cucurbitaceae. The record is from RefSeq and is a predicted model, not a curated record. Gene Ontology annotation, cellular component: plasma membrane. Gene Ontology annotation, molecular function: ferric-chelate reductase activity.
CAAUUAUGUUGCUAUAUCUGAUGCUCUUGGUGUUUCUUCAUCAGUAUUAGCAGCUGGACUUGCUGCGGAUAAUGCAAUUUGUGCAGCGUAUUUUGCAACAUUGUUUGCGUUAGCAUCUCAAGUACCUCCUGAACCAACGACGUUUAACGAUGCUACGGAGCAUCAAAUUUGGAUAUAUCCCACAACUUGUAGCAAAUGGCAAUGCCUAGAGCUCUGAAGAUGAUUUUCUUGUUAACUUUUGUGCUAUGGCUGUGGCUUUGGAUUAUGUUGCCCACAAAGCUUUACAAGAACACUUGGACCCCAAAGCUCAAGAUGGAACUGAACUCCACAUAUUUUAGAGAACAAGGCACAAAUCUUCUACUUUUCUCAUUUCCCAUCAUGUUCAUGGCAGUUUUGGGUUGUUUUUAUCUCCAUUUGCAGAAGAAUUCUUCAGAAGAUUCUAAACCCUUUUCUACCCAAAGGAGCCGAGGAGAUUCAUUUCUGAAACGACCAAUUCUGGCAAUGAAUCCUCUGGGGAUUGUUAAUACAUUGGAGAUCGGGUUCGCAGCUGCAUUUGUUAUACUUUUGAUUUGGUCUCUUGGAAAUUACUUAUACGUCAGUUUUGGCAAUCUUCACAUGCAUGGAGCUGGCGAGAAAAUUUGGGAAGCCAAGUUUAGAAGUGUAUCACUGAGACUUGGGUACAUUGGACAUAUAUGCUGGGCAUUUCUGUUCUUUCCAGUCACAAGAGGGUCUUCAUUAUUGCCUCUAAUUGGACUCACAUCUGAAUCAACCAUCAAAUACCACAUCUGGCUUGGCCACAUUUCUAAUCUUCUCUUUGCAUUACACACCGUUGGAUUCAUCAUCUACUGGGGGAUCACAGAUCAAAUGGCUUUGUUGAAAGAAUGGAGUGAAGUCUAUGUAUCAAAUGUUGCUGGACUGAUUGCUAUGGCAAUUGCCACUGUUAUCUGGGUGACAAGUUUUCGUUCGAUUCGUCAAAAAAUGUUCGAAGUUUUCUUUUACAGUCACCAUUUGUACACUCUCUACACUGUCUUUUAUCUAAUCCACGUCGGAGCUGCAUAUGUAUGCAUGAUUCUUCCUGGAAUGUUUCUCUUUGCAAUUGAUCGAUUCUUACGAUUCUUACAAUCGCAAUGGCAUGUAAGCCUGGUUUCUGCUCGCCAUCUUCCUUGUGGUGUCGUUGAACUAAACCUCUUGAAAAGUCCAGAACUAAGCUACAGUCCAACAAGUGUGAUGUUCCUAAAUGUGCCAAGCAUUUCCAAACUGCAGUGGCAUCCCUUCACGAUCACUUCUAACAGCAAAUUGGAGCCUGAUAUAGUGAGUGUUGUUAGCAAAGUAGGGGGAAGCUGGACUUCCAAACUUCACCAACAACUUUCUUCUUCUCUGGAUCACCUUCAAGUUUCUGUUGAAGGUCCAUAUGGGCCUGCUUCCACUCACUUUUUAAGGCAUGAAUCUCUGCUGCUGAUAAGUGGAGGAAGCGGAAUUACUCCCUUCAUUUCGAUAAUCAGAGAGAUAAUGAUUGUUCGAAGCACAAAACCGGACUGUCAUGUUCCGCAAGUGCGCCUCAUCUGCGCCUUCAAGAACUCCAUGGAUCUCACCAUGCUGGAUCUCUUGCUUCCAGUAUCUAGCACACAAACAGAAAUUUCCAAUGUACCAUUACAGAUUGAAGCUUAUAUCACCAGAGAGGAAGAACCGCCUCAAACAAAUGAGGAAAAUCUUGUAAACACAAUAUGGUUUAAGCCAAACCCACUGGACUCACCAGUGUCAGAGGCUCUUGGACCAAACCAUUGGCUGCUCCUUGGCGCAGUCAUCUCAUCUUCGUUCGUGAUGUUCUUGAUUCUCUUAGGCAUCAUCACUCGCUACUACAUAUACCCAAUUGAACGAAAUGGUGAUGCGGUUUACAAUUACACCUACAAGGUUCUUUGGGACAUGUUCCUUGCACUUGCUUGUAUUUGCAUAUCUUCUAGCUUGGUCCUUGUGUGGCAAAGGAAAACAUAUGUUUCAAACAAACGAGUCCAAGUUCUCAGUGUUCAAUCACCAAAAGCAUCACCUGGGUCAUGGAUUUAUGGAGGAGAGAGAGAGCUUGAGAGCAGUCCCUACCAAUCCCUUGUUCAAGCGACCAACAUCCAUUAUGGGAGCAGGCCUGAUCUCAAGAAAAUUCUGCUGGACUGCAAAGGAUCUGAUAUUGGAGUUUUGGUCAGCGGCCCAACCAGGUUGCGGCAUGACGUAGCAAAAAUCUGUUCAACUGCUUGUGGAGAUAAUCUAAAGUUUCACGCUCUGAGUUUCACCUGGUAAAAACUUGGAAGAACAUUGCUGAAUUUAAAGUUCAAAUUUGUGUCAAUACCGUAUAUGAACGUGUUGGAUUGUGAAGUAAAAAAGUUGAUGUUCUUGUAUUCUCGUCUUUUCUUGUGUUCAUUCAAGUAAGCCAACGUAUUCUGAAUUAA